Frankliniella occidentalis (western flower thrips) is the source of this 1081-nucleotide messenger RNA. Its product is annotated as zinc finger protein 782-like. The record is from RefSeq and is a predicted model, not a curated record. The transcript is spliced from 2 exons. Bases 281 to 1081 code for a protein of 266 amino acids. Gene Ontology annotation, biological process: regulation of DNA-templated transcription. NCBI's taxonomy places the organism in Eukaryota, Metazoa, Arthropoda, Insecta, Thysanoptera, Thripidae. Gene Ontology annotation, molecular function: RNA polymerase II cis-regulatory region sequence-specific DNA binding; DNA-binding transcription factor activity, RNA polymerase II-specific.
UAUACUUAAUUCUCUAGCGCACACCUUACAAGUCUCUCUGUUGCAGGCGCUGCUUGUGCUUCCCGUUCUCGAGGCUGCGGACGCGGACUUCUCCCUGCUCGCGCUGGCUCCGACACACUCGCCCAGCUCCUGACGCGUGUCUCUGCUGCAGGCCCAGCCCCCGCCGCGGCUCCUCCCCGGGCUGAGCAGCGGCGCCCCCGUCCUGCACGUGCACGUCGUGUCGGUGGUGGGGCGGUCCUCGGUGCUGGCGGUCCCGGCGAGCUCUAACGCGGUGGUGUUAAUGUCGACAGGUGCGCGGCCGGGGACACCACCAGGACGAGAGGCCGCCGACUGGAGGGACACGGAGAUGGAGGACGAGCCGUGCGGUGUAGAGCACGGCGACAAUCCACCAGGACGAGAGGUGGCCAACGAGAAGCAACACCCAGGGAUCGACGCCGAGCAGUGUGGUGUCGAGCACGGCGAUGAUCCUGACGAUGUCCUGGACGAGCAGCUGGGGCUGGUGGUCACCGGGACCUACUCACUCCGCGGCCACCAGGAGGGCAACUCUGGCAACCUCGCCGAGGCUCUGGUGGUCGUCGCCGACGCUGUGCACCCUCAACACACUCUGCGCGCCGAGCUGGCGUCCAAUGACAACGACAGUGACGUGCUUGGCGAUGACGUCGACCAGACCCACCUGCAUGGCAAAACAGGACAGAGCGAUCAGACUCACGGCGGCAAAUGUGAAGCGACUUCAAGCACUAAGAACUCGAUAGAGAGAGAGUCGCGUAAUCUCCCCGUUGCGGGCCUAAAGUGUAGAUACUGUAGCAAAACGUUGAUUUCGAAGACUAAACUGGAAAGUCAUCUACGUGUACACACCGGCGAGAGGCCAUUCAAAUGUGAAACGUGUGAGCAGAGUUUUACUACAAAAGGAAGCUUGACGGUGCACAUCAGAACCCACACAGGCGAGAAACCCUAUGUGUGCGACUUCUGCAAGCAGCGUUUUUCUCAUAAAAGUAGCCUUGUUGAACACAUUAGGACACAUACUGGUGAGAAACCUUAUCUGUGCGACUUCUGCAAGCACCUUCUUGGUUUUUUGAUGUGA